CAACACAAGAACUUUGAGUUUGAGACAGGGCUUUUUAGAUUUGUUGAAAGUGAAACUAUAAACAGUUUCAUGCUCACACUUGCUAGCACAGCAAUAGAAAGCUCAAAAAUCAAUGGAAUUAAAAGUAAGCAGAUGUACCUGAAAACGUUGUCAUUAAAGUUAAUGCUAUGAUUUUGUUAAGUCAAAAAAGCCUGGUUUUUCUGCCAAACUGCUUUCUUCUGCAAUCCCAGGCGACACAGAGAAUAAUGUUUUUCAGUCGUGUUUCUUCUUAGCAACAUUGCUCAACUUCAUUCCGCAAUUUUAUAUUCAAGCCUUCCAUUUACUUGCUGCAAGUCAAUACAAAACUUUCUUAGCCUUUAGACGGAAGAUGCUUUAUCCAAAAUGCCAUUCCGUGGUUUAAAAUUUUAAAAGUAACUCUUAUUUAAAAUACUUCGGCAUUAAAUAUGGCUUUCUUUAGACCCACUUAUUACCCAGAUCCCCGAUUUACCCAGAUUUUAUUGGUAGUUGAGCAGCAGCAGCGUCAUUAAACUGCUCCUGCUCCAUUGGUAAUGACAGAUGGAUCGUAUUCAGGGAACUCUUCAACCACAGACGUCGCAUGAUUAUCUUCUUUUUGAGAGACAAAUGUUGAUUAUGGAUGAAAACUUUUUUUUUCAGCAGCCAAACCGACUUUUCUCCAAAACGCCGAUUUUUUUGGUUUUGGUUUUGGGAGAGGUUGAAAUUUUUUACUUAAAUAUGUUGAUCCUAUAACUUUUGGUCUUUCCACAACCAAAUUGUCUUCCUUGGGAGCAUGAAAUGAUAGAUCAUUUAAAGCCUGAGUCAAGGUUUCAUGAAGGUGGUCUAGUGCAUCAUUAUCAUACACUAUGAAUGACAAGCUCUUGAUUUGGUUUAAACUUAUCUGCAAGACGAGGCCUUAAACCUCAACCUCGUUCCCAGGGCAAUUUUUCGCUUUUUUGAUAUCCGAGACGGCGCAAAGAAAUGACCCUGGGCCAGGCUGGUUAAAAUCAGCACGAUUCGUGCUGAUUUUUAAUUUAUUCAAAAACAUGCGGACCGCCGAGAACACUGUAUUGCAAUAAUUUAUGUUUAGCUAGUGUUUGGAGUUUUUGCUUUGAGAAAAUAUGAUUGCAGUGUUGCCUUCGCUUUUUGUGGCUACAUACAAAUUUUAAAUAUAUAUUUAUUUUAAAGUUUUCAGCCAUCUAUAGCUAGCUAGCUAGCAAAGGCCUAAGACGUACUUUUGCAGCUACAAAGGUUGUGCAAACCAAGGUAGUUAUGAUUUUUAGCUAUCUUUAUUUUAUAUUAUAGUUAAAAGUGAAAGUACUUUUAGCUAGCCACAGAAUUAUCAGAGGGUUUUAUGAUUAGAAUUACACUGAAGAUGCCUAGCUAUAGCUAGUUAAGUUUUUAGUAUUUUUUUAGGAACAUGCAGUCUUUCUAAUUCCAUUUUUGUCUUGCAGGCGACUUAUUGGUGACAUAAACCUCUAUAAACCUAAGUUGAGGCUUUAUCACGCCGGCAUUAUGGUCGCGUGUAGCUAUAUAUUAUACUAGUAUUGAGUCAUCAAACGUAAUCAACAUAACCAUGUGUCAGAUACAGAUCAGAUAUAUACGUUUAGAUGUAUAUAAUAACUGGUUCCUUUUGUCUGUUAUUAUUGUUGUAACGUGCAUAUACACCUAAAGAAAAUCAUUUGUCAAAAUUUUUUACCUAACUUAUGUUAUUGCUAGGUCAAAAUUUAUAAUUUUCUUUAAAAAAAUCUUACCGCCCUGCUUUAAAUGCCUAAAUUCUGAAAUUCGGAAUGUAUAUAUAGCUAUUACAGAAUCAUUUUUUAUGCUAAUCCCAUCAGACCAGCCUAAAAGCAUCUCCUAACAAGUUUUAGCUCAAUAUCUUUCUUUUUCAUGUUUCUUUUUCAUCAUAUUGCACUUUUGGUUUUUCACAAAACCGGUCCCCGGAAACUCAUUUACAACUAAAUGGCCCCUACGGUCAAACCAAUUGACUUUUUUCAAUAAUUUUAAGUUUGUUGCUUUACUAAAAGAUUAAAAGUCAUAAAACAUAGGAUGUUACAUUUCAUGCAGUCAGAGAAAAUUGUUAUUUAAUCUGUAAUCCAUUGUUAUUUAAAAUCUGUAACCGAUUGUUAUUUAAUCUGUAACCGAUUAAUUAAGACUAAUUAGAAGGUACGUAUAGAUUAAUUAAGCGUAUAUAUAACUAUUUGGUUAAUUAAAUGGUAUGAACUUCUUAAUCCAGUUUUUUAACCUUUUUCAACCAAAUCAACAGCAUGUGAUUUUAUUUUUUUGUUUAUGUUUAUUUUUUAUUUACUUUUAUGUUUAUGUGUUCUGUCUCCCUUAGAAAAAAUAUUAGCUAGAGAGUAAAAGAAGGUCUGUUCAGGAGAAAGAGGAUUAGUUAUGUAUACCUAUAUAUACCUUGUGUUGUAUUUAAGCUAGCUAGAUAGCUGCUAAACAUGUGUUCGAGCAAACCUACAUUGUGUUUUUCUACACCCUGUGCACAAAAGCCACAAAAGCUAGCAUAGCUAGCCUUUUCUAGCUCUAGUCUAGUAGCUACCUCCUCAACCGCACUGCAAAAAAAACAGAACCUUACUUUAACAGUCUCUAAAAGUACAACUAAAGGCUAUUUAAUUUUGUUUGCACGUUAAGCUAUACUAACAAUGCCAAAUAUUUUAUUUUUCACAAAAAUAAAUUCAGUCGAGCAGAACAUUAACAUUCCGGCGUCCCUUUCGCACAUAAACUUUAUAUGGUUGUUUAUUUGUAGCAAAAUUAAAUAUAUAUGUACAACAAAAAUAUAUAUAUGCAAGAAAAAAUAUAUAUAUGCAAGAAAAUCGGUAAUAUAUAUGGACAAUAAAGAUAUAUGCAACAAAAAUAUAUAUAUGCAAGAAAAUCGGUAAUAUAUAUAUGCAACAAAAAUAUAUACUUCGCAUCCAAAAAUAUAUAUUCAAGGUUUUUUAUAUGCAAGGUUUUUACUUAAAACAUAUCUGGUCCGGGUUUUGUUUAAAAACAUAUUCGAUAUACUUUACGCUCCUAUCCUCAAUAUAAAAACAAAGAUGGAGUUCGGUCAUCUGCAUGCGUUUUUUCAAGAAUUGAACAGACUAGUAGAAAGAGCCGAGCAAAGGGAUAAUUUGGACAAAAAACAGCUAAAUGAUAUAUUGGACAAAAUUGGAAUUUCUCUCAACACACUUUCAAAUUUGUCUUGUCAAGACCAAAUAUUGUCUUUUGAUUCAAAAACUAUAAUUAAUUCACUCGUCGAGAAUUUACUCGUGAUUCUUCAGGAAGUACAACGAGAAUCUGUAGGUUUUAUAUCUGAUAGAGUGGCUAUUAUUGAUUAUACCCCAAAUAAACUUUACAGGAAUGGACCUGGUAGACCCAAGUGGGAUAUAUCGGAGGAUGUAUUACUUUACUUUCGUGAUCUGGGUUAUUGCUGGAAGGAAAUUUCAUCAAUGCUAUGUGUCUCAAGAUGGACUGUGGGUAGAAGAAUUAGGGAACUCGGUAUUUCAGAAAUUACUGGCUACUCUUCCAUAUCUGAUGAGGCACUUGAGCAGACUGUUAAAGACUUUAAAGAUAGUCACAGUUCUUUUGUUGGAAGAUCCUUGGUCCUUGGGCAUUUACGAUCUCUUGGUUUACGUGUACAGCAUAAAAGAGUAAUUGAAACUUUAAGAAAAAUUGAUCCUGAAACUUCGAGAAUACGUUGGAAUUCUUUAAUUCGACGAAGAAAGUAUAGCGUCCCUGGCCCCAACAGCCUUUGGCACAUCGACGGUCAUCACAGUCUUAUUAACUGGAAAUUUGUAAUUCACGGCGGAAUGGAUGGAUAUUCGCGUGUUGUUGUGUAUUUGUGGUGCAGUACAAAUAACAAAAAAGAUACUGUACUAAAAUUAUAUGAUAUGGCAGUAAAUCAAUGGGGUAUCCCUUCACGCGUUCGAUCAGAUGAAGGUGGUGAAAACGCCCUAGUCUGGCAAAGGAUGGUUGAGCUUAGGGGUGAUGGUAGAGGAAGUUAUUUAGCUGGAUCGUCGGUCCAUAACCAGAGGAUAGAACGUCUUUGGCGGGAUGUAUGGACAUAUGUUUGUGCACAGUUUUACUACACUUUUCAAGCCAUGGAGACACAAGGUAUACUUAAUAUGGACACCGAUCUGCAUGUUUUUAUUUUACAUUACGUGUUUCUACCAAGAAUAAACAGAGUUAUCACUUCUUUUACUGCCGGCUGGAAUAAUCAUCCCCUCAGAACAGAACGCAAUUGGUCACCCAAUAGAAUCUGGAACAAUGGUAUGAUUGACAGAAGAAAUAGAAGUCAACAUCAAGUGGCAGAACUGUUUGAUACUGAUGGUACAUUAGAGGACCUUGAAUGGUAUGGUAUGGACUGGGCUGGUCCAACUCCGAAUGAUGAUGGCUUAUCGACAGUAGAAGUUGACGAUGUAAAUUUUGAAAUAGCUGAAAAUAUUUUACAAACAUUGAACUCGAUUGACCCUUUGCGGGAUUCAACAUGUUAUGGGAUAGACAUUUACCUGGAAGCUUUAGCAUUAUUUUCAGUUGAUACUAAUCCAGGGACUUGGCAGUGUUAAAUUUAUUUUUUUUUCAAAAAAAAUUGCGCAAGCAAUUUCUACCUGAGCCCGAAACCGAAUUGCUUAAAAAGGUGUGCCACCCUGGACUACCCUUAAACCAAAGAAACGUCAACGUGAAUUUGUCGUAUAUUGUUUAUAUUAUCGUUUAGCUUCAAAUGUAA
Messenger RNA from Hydractinia symbiolongicarpus, 4711 nucleotides. RefSeq lists its product as uncharacterized. Gene Ontology annotation, biological process: DNA integration. Lineage: Eukaryota; Metazoa; Cnidaria; Hydrozoa; Anthoathecata; Hydractiniidae. The record is from RefSeq and is a predicted model, not a curated record. Gene Ontology annotation, molecular function: nucleic acid binding. The coding region runs from base 3042 to 4550 and encodes 502 amino acids. The transcript is spliced from 2 exons.